Linum trigynum is the source of this 4869-nucleotide messenger RNA. The record is from the annotation of a GenBank genome assembly. NCBI's taxonomy places the organism in Eukaryota, Viridiplantae, Streptophyta, Magnoliopsida, Malpighiales, Linaceae.
UCCAAACUAGGGUUUCUGACCUCGUUUCUUUGAUCUCAUUUUAUUUUCAUGUUGAUUUGGGGCUUGCAAAUCGGAGGAGGAGGACGAAAUGGGACUGAUUAACCGUUUGAUGUUUCUGGAAAAUCGAUUUGGAGUCUGCGAAGCUGGUUCACUUUGUCGGUGGCCGAAGGUGUGGCUUGUAUGUAUUCUUCUUUUGGUUCCCUAUUCCAUGAGUGUCUAUUAACAAGUUUUCUCUCUUUAGGUUUCUGGAUACGACUUGUUAUUUGUUUGGGUACAUAGGGUGUUCUUGUUCGUGCGAUUAACAAAAUUGGCUUGCAACUGCGCGGAGCAAAUGGCCGUGAUGAUGCUCCACUUAAAGCCUCAAGUAUUUUGUAGUUUGGCGAACAUCUUUAACCUUCUUUGAACAUCUUAAUCAUUGGUUAGAUCACACCAUGUACGAAUGAUGGGAUCCACAAAAUAUCGUUAUCUGGAUGUGAUGUCCGGAUUUUCUGCUUGGGAGUAAGGAUAGUGAAGCGGCGUACACUUCAACAGGUAAGUGUUGACACUGUCUGAGCAUAGUUGCUUGAAUUGUUGAUCCAGAACCAACUCUUCUAUUAAUUUUUAACCGUUUAUUCAUUUGUGCAGCAGCUUCCUUGAUGGGUGAUGUUAGGGAGAUUCAUUAAUUGGAUUUCGGGCCCUGUCCGAUCUAAUAUGAGAACUGGUGGGCGAGUAACAAAUCUUGUUGUUACUUCGUCUUUGCUUGAAUCUGCUCAUCGACAAGCUUUUCAGACACCUCAAAACGAAGAUGAAGAAGACAACAAAGUUAAAAGCAAAGCACAUGGAAGAGGAGUCUUGACAUGGCCGAAGCGUUAUGCCAACUGCAGCCAGUGGUUGACCGGCCGCCCGCCAACUUCCUCAAAGAGAAUAUGAAGAGGACAACAAAGUUAAAAUCAAAGCAGCCUUGCAAAAAAUGCACGAGGUAUGUCCUCGAAUAGCUAAGAACUCAUUUCCAACUCUCUAGGUUCAUCAAACCAAAAAAUGAACCGUCAAAGGCUACACUGUUUGUAAAUCAACCAAGAUAAAAUAUUCUGUCCCAUCAAAUUUAAAGAACAAAUAAAAAAAACUAAGUACUUUUCAACUCCUUGUUGUGGAUGUGGUUCAACUUCUUGUUUUGGAUGUGUUUCAAAGAUAAAAGAACUUUAAAGAUGUAACUUUUAGCAAAGGCUCUCAUUUAAUAUAUACAGUAGGAUGCAUUAGAUUAAUUUAACUACAAAAACAUGUUGGGUCCGCUCAGAUUGGCAUUCAUAACACAGAGUAGAAGGCUCCACACUAGGUUUUGUAUGCUUAUUUGAUUUUCUUUGCUGCUGCUGAUGUGUCACAGUACUACUCCUAGUACGUAGCCCAGCCUGUUACAAGAGGAUAAAUUAACUCUUAAGCUAUUAGUUACUUCUAACAAUGUCAGAAAUUUGUGAACAAGUAAUUGUGACAUAACCUUCUGUAGUGGCUUAACGUUUUUGUUAGGCUGCACAUUAUUACUGCUCCUGCUGCUUCGUUGCUUCUGAUAUAACCAAAAUAACAUAAUUAAUUAUCAAGACCGUUUAAUUAUAACAAGAGCACCGAAUAUAGAUGCUAAUUACCUUUCGGGGUUGACCUCCUUGGUCAUCAUCAUCGUCCUCAUCGUCUCCCUCUUCUCCAUCAUCUUCUCUGUCAUUGUCCUCCUCCUCCUCAUCUGACUGAGAUUCUGUCACGUCGGCUGGGGGGUUCGUACAAGUGCUCCUAUAAUGCCCAUCCCUUAGCCCAUAUCUUCCACACUUUCUUCUUUUUUUCUUUUGCUGUUUUUUCCCUUCUCCUUUCCUACAACCCUUAAACCUCACUUUAUUUGGGUUCAAUACAUCUUUGAACUUGUCGGGUAUGAAAAUUCUUUCUCUCUCGGCGGGGGUUUUAUUCAGCAUCUCCAACUUGUCGCUUUCUGCUGCCAACACUGCUUGAGCUUGACGAAAAGAGAGAGGAGAGUCUGCCCCCAAUAAGCAAAAUCGCAUACUCAAAAAUUGUAGAGUCCCGUACCGAAUGUUGAAAGUGCUGUCAUCCCCCAUUGCACCUAGUUCUCGAAGAGUGUCUAAUGACUUGGGGUUCUUUGAGCAACGUCUAAGUACCAGCUUUUCAGGAAAAGUCUUAACCUUUUCUUCUUUUAGAAUAAAGAUCAUAUGCGUGCAGGGUAUUCCAGUACUCUUAAACUUUUCACAACUGCACUCCAUAUCGUGCGUUUCAAUGUUGUAUUUCACUUCCACGACCUUCCCUUUGUUGAACAUGGAUAAAGUGUAGAUGUGUAAGUUCCCUUCUUCAGUUUGCUUGUCCUUUAUGCAUCCAAUAACCUUUGCAAGCUCUUUUUCGAAUUUAAGAAAUGCAGCUCUUGAGUAUAACUUAGCUGCACUUUCCUCAAGCGGCAAUAAGAUUGAAUUCUGGACUGGUGAUGCACCGUAAUUCGAUUCAAAAUCCAAUCUAAGCUCUGUUUCCCUCAUAUCCUUGAGCCGACGAUCAUAAUGAAUGAAAAAGUCAAGUAAACUGAUCCUCUCACCGCCAUACCUAGCGACAACUGCAUUUAUGCUUUCACAUCUUGAUGUGGUUGUCAAUCCAGCAGAGAAGUGAGAGCGCAUAUUUGUGUUUGCCCAUUUAGUGCGUCUACCAAACAGUUUUGUGGACACCCAUUGGUUGUUUUGUAGGCUGCAUUCUUCUAUCAAUGCCUCCCACUUUUCCUCAAAUUCAACUAGCUCAUAAUCAGCAGUUACAAACUUGCUCCAUCGGGGUUCAAAUUUCGGACUUUUCUUCACCCUGCUAGUAAUAUUCUUGGACAGAUGCCAUGCGCAUAACCUGUGUGUUGCAUCUGGAAACACAGUAGCAAUGGCAUUCCUCAUUGUUUUAUCCCCAUCCAUGACAACCGUAUGUAGCUGCUUUUCACCCAACAUUUCCUUCAAUAUAUUCAAUGUCCAUGUGUAGGUUGUUUCGGUCUCGUUAGGCAAUACUACACUCCCGAAUAAGCAGGACUUGAAGUGAUGAUUGAUACCUAUAUGCAUUGUAGGAAAACAAAAUUCAAAAUAACAGAAGAACGGGGUGGAUGUAGAAGCUGAGAAAAAACCACUUCAGAAACCCAUUUGGGAUCACCCUCGAUUCAACAAUCAGCCAACAAACGACUAAGAUGGCCAUUGUUAAUAUGACCACCUGCCAACCUAAUUCUAGUUUCUGCUGGCUUGCUAGCUCACUAUUUUAGUGAGAGUUGGCGUCUCACUUUAUAUAAUAGAUCUUGAACUUCAUCUAACUAUUGAAAAAACAAUACAGCUUUUCUUGUCUUCUUCCCUCCAUUAUUCUAAGGCUUGAACUUCGUGGAAAAGAAAAAGGGAAUACAUGCCUAUUUGAACCAAAAGGGCGAUCAAUUAACCUCCAUUAGACAAGUACAGUAAAUACAAAAUACGUAUAUAGGGUGCUCUUACCUAUGAAAAUAACAAGGGGCAUAUUGUAAAUGUUUUUCCUGUACAUCGUGUCAAAUGCGAGCAGCAAACCAAACCAUGAAAUGUCAGCUAGGCUAAUGUUGUCUGCCCAAAAUAAACUCUCUAGCCUUUUCACAUUGUCAAUAGUGUAUCGGAGGAUGAAGUGUGGGUCCGUGCUUUUCUUUGAUUCCAAAUAGGCAAGUGUUGUAGCUGCAUCACCCUCGCUGUUCCUUUCAUUGUGAUCUAUGCUGCUGAAAUUAUACCCAUCUUUGACUGUGUACCCAAGUUUGUGAUGCCCUCCAGCAGUAUGAAUAGCAAGUCGCAUCACCUGGGAAGGUUUCAUAUCGGCAUCCUUUUUAAAUUGAAAAUCCUCUUUGUCUGCCUCUGUUAAACCUCGAUGCGAUCUUAGGUGAUGUGUCCAAUUAUGUUUAGCUAGUUCAUGACUGUGUUGUACUUCAAACUUAUCGACUGCCCAUUUUCCAUCAUUUUUGUUCAAUGCCACCCGCAUCCUUGCUUUGCACCCAAAUCUGGUCAGCAUGGGAGAUUCUCGCUUUUUGUCCCCUUUCCGUGGGGCUCUCUUUCCAUCACAGGAACACACGAAAGCUGCACUAGUAACCUCUCCCUUGGUAUUUUUAGCUGUUUUUGAGCGCCUAACAGAAAACCCCCAAGCCUUUUCAUAUGCAUUGUAGAAUGUAUAUGCUUCUUCACGAUCAUUGAACAGCUGACCGAUAAAAGGGCAAUUUUCAAGCGCACCUCCCAUCCUUGUUUGUUCUCCAUUAGAGGCAGCAUUGGUUACCGUUUCUGUUUCCUCUAAUAUGACAGUAUCAUCUGCUUCUGACUCAUUAGCCCGAUCUUGAUCUUCUUCCAUUGCUUCUAAUAUUACAGUAUCAUCUGCUUCUGACUCAGUAGCCCGAUCUUGAUCUUCUUCCAUUGCUUCUACCAAUAUUUCUCGUUUUAACGUAUCGGCAAAGCAGAAAAAAGAGGAGAGGCUAGUUUUAGGGCGGAGGCGGCUAGCAGACGUGAGUCUUGGGGUUUAUUUCUCUUUAUGCGAUUUCGUGGGUGAUUACUAAUUUACCUUUAGUACUUAACUUUUUGUCUACUUGCUAAUCAUUAUAAAAUACUUUAUUUUUUGUCUACUUCCCUGAUUGUUAAUUAUAUUCGGAAAACUUUCUUUUCUUUAUGUUCUCUCGCAGAGACCUGAAUCUGUAAAAGUUGAUGUUAUGGACAUUAAUGGUGCAAGGUUUAGUAUCAGCUUGUUGGGGCUUUCAGCACGGGUUUUCCAGCAUGAGUUCGACCAUUUGGAGGUGCUGAGAAACGAAACAAAAGAAUGACAGAGGGAGAUGUGGGGAAGAAGAUGAUUCACGCCUCCCGAAUACGGCGUUGUUUUGCAUAAAAAUGUCGUAACCAG